Messenger RNA from Megalops cyprinoides (Indo-Pacific tarpon), 1923 nucleotides. RefSeq names its product hepatocyte nuclear factor 6-like. Gene Ontology annotation, cellular component: nucleus. The transcript is spliced from 2 exons. Gene Ontology annotation, biological process: regulation of transcription by RNA polymerase II. Lineage: Eukaryota; Metazoa; Chordata; Actinopteri; Elopiformes; Megalopidae. Bases 149 to 1543 code for a protein of 464 amino acids. The record is from RefSeq and is a predicted model, not a curated record. Gene Ontology annotation, molecular function: DNA-binding transcription factor activity, RNA polymerase II-specific; RNA polymerase II cis-regulatory region sequence-specific DNA binding.
CUGAAUAAUAAUAAAAACAUACAAGAAAAAAAAACAGCAACCAAAGAGAGAGAGAGAGAAGAGCAAGACGCUUGUCUGUUGUGAAGACUUCACUGGACCUUUUAAAAACAGAUCACAUAGAUGUUUUGUCCGCAAGAUUGCACGUAUAAUGAAUGCUCAGCUGUCCAUGGAAAGUAUUGGCGAUCUGCACGGAGUGAGUCAUGAACAGGUGCCCGCGACGGCUGAUCUGAUGGGCAGCAAUAGCCCUCAUCAUAGAAGUCCAGUGGCCCAUCGCAGCAACCACUUGUCAGUCCACGCGCGCUCAAUGGGCAUGACAUCAAUCCUAGACAGCGGCGACUAUCAUCAUCACCGGCCCCCGGACCAUGGCCUGGCCGGCCACCUGCACCCGGCCAUGACCAUGGCUUGUGAAUCUCCCCCCGGAAUGAGCAGGAACAGCACCUACACCACGCUCACCCCCUUGCAGCCGCUACCUCCCAUCUCGACCGUCUCGGACAAGUUCCCUCAUCACCACCACCACCACCAUCACCACCACCAUCACCACCAGCGGAUCCCGGGCAACGUGAGCGGCAGCUUCACCCUCAUGAGGGACGAAAGGGGUCUCACUCCGAUGAACAAUCUCUACGCUCCGUACCACAAGGAUGUUACCGGCAUGGGACAGAGUUUGUCCCCGUUGUCAGGAUCCGGGCUGAGCGGUAUACACAACUCCCAACAGGGGCUGCCGCCUUACGCGCACCCGGGCGCCACCAUGCCCGGGGAGAAAAUGAUAACACCCAAUGGAUUUGAAGCUCACCACCCUGCCAUGCUGGCCAGGCAUGGCGAUCAGCACAUGACCGCGUCCUCAGUGGGCAUGGUGCAGAUCAACGGCAUUCACCACCACCCUCAUGCCCAUCUGAGCGCGCAGAGCCACGGCCAGGUCCUGGGCGCCACCCGGGAGCAGAGCCUGUCCUCUGUCCCCGGAUCACAGGUGAACCAUGGAGGUAAUUCAGGGCAAAUGGAAGAAGUCAAUACCAAAGAAGUAGCCCAGAGGAUCGCCACUGAGCUCAAAAGGUACAGCAUCCCCCAGGCCAUCUUCGCCCAGAGGGUGCUGUGUCGGUCACAAGGGACCCUAUCUGAUCUGUUAAGGAACCCCAAGCCGUGGAGCAAGCUGAAGUCCGGCCGCGAGACUUUUCGGAGAAUGUGGAAAUGGCUGCAGGAGCCUGAGUUCCAAAGAAUGUCCGCUCUCAGGCUCGCAGGUGAGCGAACACUAGCGUGUAAGAAGAAGGAGCUGGAGCACGGCAAGGGGGACCGGGGGAACAUCUCCAAGAAGCCGCGGCUGGUCUUCACGGACGUCCAGCGGCGGACUCUGCACGCGAUAUUCAAGGAGAACAAGCGUCCGUCCAAAGAAUUGCAGCUCACCAUCUCCCAGCAGCUGGGUCUGGAGCUCACCACCGUCAGCAACUUCUUCAUGAACGCGCGGAGGCGGAGCCUGGACAAGUGGCUGGACGACGGGAGCGCCAUCUCAGCCAACUCCUCAUCCUCAUCAAGCACUUGUACCAAAGCAUGAAAGCGUUAAAGACUGCGGACUAAAAACCUCGGUGGAAAAGCUUUAAAAAUAAAACUCACAGAAGCCUAACGAAGACCAGGACCUCCCGGACAGCAGUUUUUCCCGCAAAACCCGUCCGAGAGAAGACUAACUGUAGUGAUAUCAUUUACUAGCGUCCAAAGAAAUACCAAAGACUUCAGACUUUGCAUCAGACUUAAGUUCUACAGUGCAUUUUGGUCAGACACAUUGCAAAAAAAAGAGGAAAUAAGUUCUGAAAAAAAAAAAUGUUAAAAACACUGUUCAUACACCUUUUAACCCCAAAGCCCAACCUUGCACCCUCCCAUUCACGUCAUUAGCGCUCAGCAAAACUGGAGGAUAAAAUGGAGGUUUGCCGCAUUCUC